Messenger RNA from Perca flavescens (yellow perch), 393 nucleotides. RefSeq names its product TBC1 domain family member 9B. The annotation marks the transcript as partial. NCBI's taxonomy places the organism in Eukaryota, Metazoa, Chordata, Actinopteri, Perciformes, Percidae. Gene Ontology annotation, molecular function: calcium ion binding. The transcript has 3 exons. The record is from RefSeq and is a predicted model, not a curated record.
GCCCAGCACAUGACCAGCUGUUACUGGGGGUCCAGUAGUUCUGCUGCGGAGCGGCACGACCCGAGCCUGCCCUACCUGGAGCAGUACCGGAUCGACCCGGCCCAGUUCCUGCAGCUGUUCUCGGCGCUGGCGCCCUGGCUCUGUGGAGGCCACACCCCCUCUCUGGCUGCCAGACUCUUCAGACUACUGGACCAGAACCAGGACGGGCUGGUCAACUUCAAGGAGUUCAUCACCGGGCUCAGUGGGAUGUGUCAUGGAGACAUGACGGAGAAACUCAAACUGCUGUACAAACUGCACCUUCCCCCAGGUGAGGGGAAUCUGGGAGGCAUUUCUCAGGAGGAUGGUUGUGUCAUCAGCCAGUUGACUAAGGGUACUUCUUUCAGCCACUGCUGA